Messenger RNA from Cylas formicarius (sweet potato weevil), 3211 nucleotides. RefSeq names its product AMP deaminase 2. NCBI's taxonomy places the organism in Eukaryota, Metazoa, Arthropoda, Insecta, Coleoptera, Brentidae. Gene Ontology annotation, molecular function: AMP deaminase activity. Gene Ontology annotation, cellular component: cytosol. The transcript has 9 exons. Gene Ontology annotation, biological process: AMP metabolic process; IMP salvage. The record is from RefSeq and is a predicted model, not a curated record. The coding region runs from base 493 to 2904 and encodes 803 amino acids.
UCACCGGAAGUAUUUCAGUUCGAUACCCGUAGUUCAUUGAGUGACAGUGAUGCGAAUGUCAAAAAUAGCAAAUGUCAAGAAAACAAUGUUGCACAACCGAAAAUAUAGCGAUUCGUAUAUUUACAGCUUGGGUACUUACUACAAUGUAUUUGAUAUGCCUACGCCACUGAAUAUUGUUGUGGCAACCGGUGCAAUAUUGUAAAUUAAUCAAAUAUUGUAAAACAUUUUAGACAGUUCCAUGACGGAAAGUUUGUUCCCAUUUUUACGCGUUCGUACUACCGGACACUUGGCAGUGUUUCUAAUUAUUUGUGUUUAAAAAUACUUUACUUAUUCUCGCGUGUUGUAAAUGUGCCAGUGGCUUAGUUUUUGUCACGAAUUGGGCAAGUUUGGUGCUUUAAGCAUUUUCCUUUGAUUGAAAAUUAUCAUUCGUUACCAACUCAGUUCGUGGUGUGCGACUUAAGUUGUCGAAGAUUCAGAGUAAAUGUAAUAAAAAUGUGCUCCAGGGGUAUGAAUUUGUCGCCGAUUCCGGGUGAUAAUUUCGUCGUCGUGAAUUCGCCAAAUUAUUUGCGAGUGGAUUCCUUUGUUGAUGAAGAUCGCGCAGGAAAUGAAAGUCCUUCAUCCUUUAUUGCUGCUGCAUCAUUUGCCGAUACAGAACCGGAGUUGCCGAACGAAAUCUCUGCACCAUACGAAGUGCCACAAUUUCCAAUCGAACAAAUCGAAAAGAAAUUACAGAUUCAAAGGCAGUUGAAUACAAAGGUUUUGGAAGACAGACGUAGCCAUUACGAACCUUCGGUGCCAGGUGCACCAGAAAUCGAGGAUAUAGAUGAACACGAUCUCUAUGUUCCACACUUCCAGAGAGUCUCUAUAUCGGGAGAAGACACCAGUGGGGUGCCUUUGGAAGAUCUAGAAAGGGCUUCGAAGCUUCUUAUUCAGGCUCUCGAGCUCAGAAAACGUUACAUGAAAAUGUCAUUCCAGAGUUUUUCUUCAACUGCCGCCAGAUUUCUGGACCCUGACAAAGAACAAGAGCAACAUGAUGAUAAACAAACCAUUGAAGAUGAAGAUUACAUCGCCUUGUUGUCAAGAACGGCAAGAACUUCAUUUGACGAUGUCUUGUUGACCUGUUUGACUAAAGAAAACUAUGAAAGAAUUAUAAAAGGUUUCGCAGAACAUGGUAUUCACCAUCCUCCCAUAUAUCAGCCGUGGGACGCGCCCAUAAUACCCGAGACAGAACACGUUUUUAAAAAUCACAAUGGAGUGUACAAUGUAUAUCCGAACGAAGAAGCGUUAAGAAAUGGAAAACCAUGCGACUACGAAUAUAUUGAUGUUAUCCAAUUUACUUCUGACUUUUAUACUAUGUGUAACAUGAUCGCCGACGGACCACUAAAAUCCUUCUGCUAUCGUCGUCUAAGUUACCUGUCAUCCAAGUUCCAGCUGCACGUACUCUUGAAUGAGCUACGUGAAUUGGCAUCUCAGAAAGCCGUACCUCAUAGAGAUUUCUACAACAUUCGUAAGGUGGACACUCACAUUCAUGCCGCCUCAUGCAUGAACCAAAAACAUUUGCUCCGUUUUAUCAAGAAAACCCUAAAGAAUAACGCCGACGAAGUAGUCACCGCCAAUGGAGGUCGUAAGAUGACUUUAAAAGAAGUGUUCCAGGUCGGUAUACAAGAGGAUGAAGUUAUAGAUUUAUCGAUGAAUUUGACACCGUUCGAUCUCACAGUAGAUAUGCUCGAUGUUCAUGCUGACAGAAACACGUUCCAUCGUUUCGAUAAGUUUAAUGCUAAAUAUAAUCCAAUCGGGGAGAGCAGGCUGCGUGAAGUCUUUCUAAAAACGGAUAAUUACAUUAACGGAAAAUACUUUGCGAGUAUUAUAAAAGAGGUCUGCAGCGAUUUGGAGGAAUCCAAGUAUCAAAAUGCGGAACUUCGUCUGAGUAUCUACGGCAAGAGCAAGAACGAAUGGGACAUGCUAGCUGCGUGGGCCAUUGAAUCCAACGUCUAUUCAGAAAAUGUUCGCUGGCUGAUCCAAGCGCCCAGACUUUUCGAUAUCUUCAAAUUAAACAAGGUGCUGACCAACUUCCAGCAAGUUAUCGACAACAUAUUCGUGCCUUUAUUCGAAGUGACCGCUCGUCCCAGUUCUCACCCCGAGCUCCACAAAUUCCUUCAAUACGUGGUUGGGUUCGAUUCUGUCGACGACGAAAGUAAACCCGAAAAAAAUCCGCUUUUUGACAAGGACACGCCUAAACCCGAAGACUGGACCGAUGACGAAAAUCCAAACUACGCGUACUACAUGUAUUACAUGUACGCAAACCUUACCGUGUUGAACCACUUUAGGGCCGAGAAAGGCCUACCGACUUUCGUCCUGAGACCGCAUUGUGGAGAAGCCGGGCCGAUCCAGCAUUUGGUAUGCGGCUAUAUGCUUUCGGAAAAUAUUUCCCACGGUUUGCUAUUGCGAAAAGUUCCGGUACUUCAGUAUUUGUAUUAUUUGGCUCAGAUCGGUAUCGCAAUGUCACCGUUGUCAAACAAUAGUCUAUUUUUGAAUUACCAUCGCAAUCCGUUACCCGAAUAUCUGGCCAGGGGUUUGGUGAUAUCUUUGUCUACCGACGACCCGCUACAAUUUCACUUUACCAAGGAACCUUUGAUGGAGGAAUAUUCGAUUGCCGCCCAAGUAUGGAAGUUGUCUAGCUGUGAUAUGUGCGAGUUAGCGCGAAACAGCGUUCUGAUGUCUGGUUUUCCACAUAAAACUAAGCAAUAUUGGCUUGGACCAAAUUAUACCAAAGAAGGUGUGGCUGGUAACGACAUAGCGAGAACCAAUGUACCGGAUAUUAGAGUAGCUUUCCGUUAUGAAACGCUUAUAGAUGAAUUGUCGAACAUCUUCAAAAACCACAAGCUGGAAAUGGAAGAUAACUAGGAUUAUUUUUUUUUCGUAGAUCAGUGCCAAUUUAAAAGAAAUUGUAUUCUGUAAACGAAUAUUCAAGUUAAACAUCUUAUAUUCUUAUAGAGCGAAUUUUAUUCGUAUCAUUUUGAUUUAAUCUUUGUAUAUUUUUGUAUUUCUUUUUACACUUUCCAAAUUAGUGAUUGAUGGCUUUACUAGAAAUAUUUAUUAUCCAUUUAGUUUCUUUUGAAAUUGUUGUUACAACAAAAAUGUUUGUUACAAUAAAAAAAACCAAAAGAGAUGUUACUAAAACAAAAGUGUAUUUAUUUACAAACCAAUAAAU